Messenger RNA from Diversispora eburnea, 292 nucleotides. The record is from the annotation of a GenBank genome assembly. Lineage: Eukaryota; Fungi; Glomeromycota; Glomeromycetes; Diversisporales; Diversisporaceae.
AUGAGCAAUAGCUCAUUCGUUAGAACUAGAAGGAAAGGUGUCAACUAUGACACCACUUCUAGAAACUUAACACAAGAUAAAAAUAAAUUUGAUCCCAUUGGCAAUAAACUAAUUCUUAAAAAACAGAAUACAAAAAACAAAUUGAAAGAAUCCUCUGAUGAAGAAAAUGACGAUGCUAUAGCAUUGGGCAGUAAUUUAACCCUCCAAGUAAUUAUCUCAAAUAACAAAAUUACAGAAAAUGAACUUGAAUCAUAUGAACAAGUUAUUGACAUGGAAGAAGAAACAGACACGG